CACUCAUAUCUAGGGCCUAUUCAAAUGCCAGAGGCCAUUCAACAUGACUGCUUAGGCCUUCUCUACUUCAGAACAAUCUCUUACCUAGGGAGCUCACGUGUGUAAUCUCAGCUGUCAACAUGACCCGGCAAAUCCUUCCAGUACCAAAUCCGGUAACAAGCUAUUGGCUCAGCGAACCUCACAGGUACUCGGAUCUACAAUCCUCACCAAGAUUGCCUGAAAGAUGCGAUGUAGCUGUUGUGGGAGCAGGGCUUGCUGGUGUGCUGUCCGCCUACCACAUCUUGAAGAACACGGAGCCGCCAGGACAGGAUGUGAUUGGCGGUCAUAGUGGCAGCAAUGAUUCAAGAAACAUCGAGGGGGCAAAGGUCACAUUGCUGGACGCAAGACAAUUGUGCUCAGGCGCUACGGGUAGGAAUGGCGGACAUUGCAAAGUGCAGGUCAAAACACUUCUGAAUCUGCCUGAUUCUGACAGCGAUAGAGGGAAACGAAGGACGCAGUUCCAAGAUUACGUCUUGAAAGUGAGGGACGAACUGAAGAGCAUCGUCGAAGCGGAGGAUCUGGAUUGCGAGUUUGAGCUUCGUUACAGCUUCGACGUCUUCACAGAUGCCCAAGAAGCUCGAGAACUCAACUCCCGUUACGAAGCUGCGCGUGAGAACGGGGAAGCAUGGACUAGGAACGUCAGCUGGAUAGGGGCAAAACGAGCCGAGCAAGUUACGAGCAUCAUCGGCGCGAAAGGCGCUUUCAGCGUUCCAAUCGCCUCCUUUUGGCCCUAUAAGUUCGUCACGCAGCUCCUCGAACGCAUGGUGUCGCGCUGGCCAACACGUCUGAAUGUGCAAAUGAACACGCCUAUCACCUCACUCACUAGUUCUGCUUCUGCAUCUAACAAUCUCCUGGCCACAACCCGGGGCACUACCGUAGCCCAAAAAGUUGUUCUAGCAACAAAUGCAUAUACAGCUGGGCUUCUACCUUCAUUCAAGGAUAAAAUAGUCCCGGUUCGUGGUAUGGCGAGUCACCACCGUCCAGCACAGCCCGUCCAUCCGCAUCUCGACAACACGUACAACAUCAACUUUGGCCGGGACAAAGGCGUAGACUACCUCAAUCCGCGACCAGAUGGGGGAAUUGUCGUUGGAGGCGGAGGGUGGCUGUUCAUUCAAGAUGAAGCUUCCUGGAAGGACAACUGGGACGAUGCCCAUUUGUUCCCGGGACACGUCAUGCGGUAUUGGAGGAGAUAUAUGCAGGACAGAUUUUUAGGUUGGAGAAGCAGCGGGAGUGAAAAUGACUACAACUGGACAGGUAUCAUGGGACGAACAGGCGAUGGCCAGCCCUUGGUGGGAAAAGUACCGGGAAAGGACAGCGUGUGGGUGCUUGCCGGCUUCAAUGGUGGGGGCAUGGGAAUCAUUGCACUAUGCGCGCGAGCCAUAGGCAAGAUGGUGGUGCAGAAGACGGACUUUGAAGAUGUAUGGGAAGAAGAGGGUCUGCUGGAGGGAUUCCAUUGUUCUGCAGAGAGGCUAGGGCGUCUGUAAAGGAAAAGGCUAAUGGUGAGGCUUAUAAGAGAUGGUGGAGUCAGCUUCAAAAGAGGCGAACACCCAUGACUCGAUUUUCAAGAUCUUUGUUUUCCUAGACAGACAUCUUUACAAAUACAUGUUCAUAGUCC
Messenger RNA from Boeremia exigua, 1654 nucleotides. Its product is annotated as FAD dependent oxidoreductase. NCBI's taxonomy places the organism in Eukaryota, Fungi, Ascomycota, Dothideomycetes, Pleosporales, Didymellaceae. Gene Ontology annotation, cellular component: cytoplasm. The transcript has a single exon. Gene Ontology annotation, molecular function: oxidoreductase activity. Bases 120 to 1523 code for a protein of 467 amino acids. The record is from RefSeq and is a predicted model, not a curated record.